AUGCUGCUUCGACUCAUUCGUCGGCUAGCCACAGCCGCUGAGGGAAAAUCUCAGUUCAACGUAUUCGACCGGAAUGCCAAAUUACUUCAAAAGCAAAGGUCUUCAUUGAUUAAUCCCGACAAACUGCGCACCAAAGAUUAUCUUCGAGAUGAGGUGGCUAAUCGUACAAUUGAACGAUUGGCAUUCAUCACAAGAGGACUUGAUCGUGUCCUUGAUUUUGGAAGUGGUUCUGGUAACUUUUUGCAACAACUUUGCACUACGUCUGAAGUUCCUGCUGGGGGUGAUGAAGCUGACGUCAAAAUCACUGCACAACUCAACGCCGAUAAAGAAACUAUCAGGCUGAAAAUCAAAGAGUUGGUACUAGUUGAAGGUAGCAAAGCUCGGCUAGAACGCGAUGAGUCUCGAGCUGUGGAUUAUCCGUUCCCUGGUAGCGUUGUUCGUGUUUGCACGGACGAGGAAAAGUUCAAAGACGAUAUUUUGGUUGAGAACCUGUUUGAUGCCGUAAUUUCAAAUCUACUGUUGCAUUGGAUCAACGAUUUACCUACAACAUUGGAGAAAAUCAACAAAGUCCUCAAACCUGAUGGAUUGUUCAUGGCCACUUUGAUUGGAGGCGACACAUUGUAUGAACUUCGAACACUGUUACAAUUAGCCGAGCUAGAGCGCCGUGGAGGUAUGGCCAUGCGCGUUAGUCCGCUAGUUCAUUUGAAUGACAUUUCUUCUCUUCUCAAUCGUGCCGGGUUCAGUAUGUUGACAAUUGAUCAAGAGGAAAUUGUCAUUGGCGGAUUCCCUGACAUUGUUCUGAUCAUGGACGAUUUGCAGUGGAUGGGAGAGCAAAAUGCCGUCAACACAAGGGAACUGUAUUUGCCGAAAGAUGUUCUCCUUGCUGCCAAUGAAAUAUAUAAGCUGUUACAUGGAGAGGUUGGUCCCGAUGGCACGAAAACUCUUCCAGUCACCGUCGACAUCAUUUUUAUGAUCGGUUGGAAAAAGAGUGACCAACAACCAAAGCCGCUAGCUCGGGGUUCGGGUCAAAUCAAAUUGAAAGAUGCUUUAAAACCUGAAUAG
This is a messenger RNA of Diutina rugosa, 1062 nucleotides long. RefSeq lists its product as uncharacterized. The transcript has a single exon. Gene Ontology annotation, biological process: mitochondrial respiratory chain complex I assembly. Gene Ontology annotation, cellular component: mitochondrion. The coding region runs from base 1 to 1062 and encodes 353 amino acids. NCBI's taxonomy places the organism in Eukaryota, Fungi, Ascomycota, Pichiomycetes, Serinales, Debaryomycetaceae. The record is from RefSeq and is a predicted model, not a curated record.